Messenger RNA from Thunnus maccoyii (southern bluefin tuna), 6034 nucleotides. RefSeq names its product pellino E3 ubiquitin protein ligase 1b (gene peli1b). Gene Ontology annotation, biological process: regulation of Toll signaling pathway; protein K48-linked ubiquitination. The transcript is spliced from 7 exons. Gene Ontology annotation, molecular function: ubiquitin protein ligase activity; protein binding. The record is from RefSeq and is a predicted model, not a curated record. NCBI's taxonomy places the organism in Eukaryota, Metazoa, Chordata, Actinopteri, Scombriformes, Scombridae. Bases 586 to 1866 code for a protein of 426 amino acids.
UGCUCACAACAAAGGACAGCGCACCGCAGAGAGCCUGUCAGUUGAAAUAAAGCACAGUGGAUAUUUAUCUUUACGGUGAAUAUUUCUAACUCAUAGCUGCAGAGAGAAGGGGGAACACACAUCACAAACCCUCUUUUGCUUUCCCUUUUUUUAAAUGAGAGUCACGGUUUUGUUUGUCUUUUUUUUUUUUUUGGUAAACCAGCCUUGAAGGGAGAAAUUAAAAAUCCUUUUUGUGUGUGUGUGCCGGUUGAACGUUAGCUAGCCUGCUAGCCUCAGCAAGUUGGGAAAGCCAGACAGCAGCUGUGUGGAGAAGCUACACCGGAGACGUUGGGAAGAAAUAAUCGACAUUUACAUCGCAGGCAGGACAAUCGGCGCCGCGAGAGACGGACACAUGAAGCAUGAGAGGCUGGAGCUGAGGCUCAGCUGACCCUUCCCCUUCCUCCUCUUCCUUUCCCCCCCGUGCGCCAUUCGAUCAGCACCUCCCCCCCUCCCUUACCCUCCUUUCCCCUUCCUGUCUCCCUCACCCUGUUGGAUCUCACCCAUCUUGUCUCCCCUCCUCCUCCAAACCUCAAUCAGCCGUGCCCAAUGUACUCCCCGGAGCAGGAAAACAUCUCCACCACCGCCUCCACCAAAGUGCCAGUGAAGUAUGGAGAGCUCAUUGUGCUGGGGUACAAUGGCUCUCUGCCCAACGGAGACCGAGGCAGACGUAAAAGCCGUUUUGCACUUUGUAAGAGACCGAAAGCAAACGGGGUGAAACCCAGCACAGUUCACGUCGCCUGCUCUCCACAGGCAGCCAAGGCCAUAAGCAACAAAGACCAGCACAGCAUCUCGUACACUUUGUCUCGAGCCCAGACGGUGGUGGUGGAGUACACUCAUGACAGCAAUACAGACAUGUUCCAGAUCGGUCGAUCGACGGAGAGCCCCAUAGACUUCGUAGUGACGGACACGGUGGCGGGCAGCCAGAGUAACGCAGACACCCAGUCAGUCCAAAGCACCAUCUCCCGUUUUGCCUGCCGCAUCAUGUGCCAGCGCACGCCGCCUUACACCGCACGCAUCUACGCCGCAGGCUUCGACUCCUCCAAGAACAUCUUCCUCGGGGAGAAGGCCGCCAAGUGGAAGACAUCGGACGGACAAAUGGACGGGCUGACCACCAACGGCGUGCUGGUGAUGCACCCUCGUAACGGCUUCACCCAGGACUCCAAGCCGGGCGUCUGGAGGGAGAUCUCAGUCUGCGGCAACGUCUUCACCCUGCGGGAAACCCGCUCGGCGCAGCAGCGGGGAAAGAUGGUGGAGACUGAGAGCCAGGAGCUGGUCGACGGCUCUCUCAUCGACCUUUGCGGUGCGACCCUUCUGUGGCGCACUGCUGAAGGCCUGUCACGCACCCCCACCCUCAAGCACCUGGAGGCGCUGCGGCAGGAGAUCAACGCGGCCCGGCCGCAGUGUCCUGUGGGUUUCAACACGCUGGCCUUCCCCUCCAUGCGUCGCAAGGACACGCCGGACGAGAAGCAGCCUUGGGUCUACCUCCAGUGUGGCCACGUGCACGGCUACCACAACUGGGGCAACCACCGCGAGGAGAGGGAGGGCCGGGAGGGCCGGCACAGGGAGUGCCCCAUGUGCCGAGCUAAAGGGCCGUACGUGCCGCUUUGGCUGGGCUGCGAGGCGGGGUUUUACGUGGACGCCGCCCCACCCACUCACGCCUUUAACCCCUGCGGCCAUGUUUGCUCAGACAAGACGGCGGCCUUCUGGAGUCAGAUCCCGCUGCCCCACGGCACGCACACCUUCCACGCCGCCUGCCCGUUCUGUGCCCAACAGCUGACUGGCGAGCAGGGCUUCGUCAGACUCAUCUUCCAGGGACCCCUCGACUAGCGGGGGCGGCUUCCCAGCAUCCUUUGGGUGAGGCAGCGUGGGGAGUUUUUUUGUUUGGACGCUGACCCUGAUCUGCUACCCAGAUUUGUUUUCUUUCCUCUGCAGUUGGAAUAUGAACUUUUUUCUGGACUUUUUGUCUCUUUCUCAUUUUUAAGUGACCUUUGUAUUGCUUUUUCAUGAAUGACAACAAAGAUUUCUAUAUUUUCAUGUGAAACCAGAGACACAAAAACCAAACAAAGAACACUGCUGGGUAAAAGUUUUGUGUUUGUUUCUCAAAAGAACUUUCAACAACAGUAUUUAUCUAAAUUACUAACAUACCGUAGUGCAAAUAUACGGUUUUUAUUCAUGUUUAUUGUUGCAAUAUACAUCUGUGUACAUCUCUUAGAGCUAAUUUAAACAAAGAUGUUUAUUUAUGGCCCAGAAACCAUUGCUUCAUCCUUUAUCUGUCAGAUAUGCCGAUCUUCAAUACUAUUUAGCAUUUUUAAGUUGAAAACACAGUAUAUUGUUGAUCAGAUAUAAAGUUCUAGGUGUGUCCUGAGGGUUUCGUUCUGUGUCUUUCCCCACGUUCACCUCUCAGAUCCGUUUGUCGUAUUUAUACACCCCGUCCUCUGGCGUGCUCUCACUUCGUGUAACGUGUGUUAACCCUUCAGUUGUCCUUCUCUCUCAUUAGGCGUCACCAUGGCCUUUUUUUCACAUUCAAAGCAAUAGAUUUGGAAUGGGAAACCUCCUAAAGCAUUAUGGGAAACUGAGUCUUUGCGGGCGUCUGUGUUAAGCCUGAAUGACCGUUUUCCUCCCUUUAAAGUCCGAGUGAAACCUUUCUGUGGGUGAGUGAAUCUGAUCACAGGUUAGCCAUGAUAUGUAGCUAAUGUCACACGUCAUGCAGACACACACACACACACACACACACACACACACACACAUAAACUACAGACCUGGUCAAAUACUUUAGUGGAAGUAGAGAGCAACUGUCAGCACAGAAACUCGUGGUACAAAAACAAGAAUAUGAAUGAAAAUGUCAGCAGAGCGGUGUGGACAGUGUCUGGUUUAUUUUUGCUGUGAUGUUUGGGGCUCAAGUGCACAGUCACAGUCAGAUUAAUGGUCAACAUUUUGCCAGAUACAGUAUUCUGAUCAGUAUUAAUCUUUGCAUUAAGCUAAAAGCUCAGUUAUGCUCCACUUUUCUUGUAACAACGUUUUUUAGCUACCACAGACAUUUUAAAUGAAGUGAAUGACUUUUGCCAGUAUUGUGGUAAUCUAUGAGUGACUGUGUGUCCUACUGGAGGCUGAAAACAACACAGCACAGAUCCUCUUUACCAUUUCAGGCAUGUGAUUUGCCAUAAUUACAUGGAUGCAAACGAGAAGUUGAAACAGUAGAAGGCAUUUCGGUUUGCUUCUCUUCUUCUUCUUCUUCUUCUUCUAUUACUUUAAUUCUUAUCAUGCAAGAAGCUCCGUCCAUCUGAUAAACAAGACAAAAGACAACUGUAGCCGUUUGACUCAGGUUUGAUGCUCACAAACACAUGCAUGGCUUCAUUUCUUUAAUCCAAGCUGCAAAAUCCUCUUUAUGGAUGUGUGUGUGUGUGUGUGUGUGAAUUUAUCAGGGCUUCAUAUUAAUUUGUGCUUUUCAAACAGUACUAAGGAGAUCCUCAUGGAGUAUUUUAGGGGCGACGAAUGUGCUCUACAGUGUGUGUACAAAAUAUCAAGGCUGCCUGUUCUUCUGUGAAAACUCUGAUGAUAACUCAUAUAUUUAUAUAUUCUAAUAACUAAUAACACACUGGCUGAAUGAUUCAUUGCUUUUGUAUCAAAAUUGCAAUUUGAAAGAGGAUGAUCUCACCAGCUGUCCACUGUGGCCGACAGAUCGAUUAGUGGUAAUGUUCGGUACAAGCCUAUCUUAUUUAAAACUAUGAACCAGACCACAAAUAAAGACCUGGAGUUCAAUUAACAUUUCAUUUUGUGAGGUGGCCAAAUAACCAAAAGAAACCAUUCUCUGCUGUCGGGUUUAAUACGGUCUGUGCACACAUUGGCUGCUUAUUUAUUUCCUCCUAACCAGUCUGUCUGAGAAAAGUCAACUUUUAUGUGAACUUGGUUGAUUUUCUGAAGAAAAAUCGACCAGUUUUUCCCACCUUAAUGCUAAAUUAUUAGUUGUUUUUAUAUCAAAAUAGCCAUUAGAAAGAGAGCAAUCAUUUUAUCACAAGAGAGGGGAUUUUAUUUAUUUAUUUUUAUAUAUUUGGGGGCAUUUUAUGCCUUGUAUUUGAAAGCGAAAUGACAAGAAAUGAGGGGAGAGAUUGAUUAGGAAUGACAUUCAACGAAGGAUCCCGACCAAAUGUAAUACAGAGACGCUACAGUUCAGUUCUUCACCUGAACCCACCAGGGAUUACCUGCUGAUGACUUUAAUUAUAAGUUGAUUAUGAUUAUGUCACAUUUCACCAGCUAUAAUGAAACCUGUCAAUAAAUUUACUCAGCUGUAGUUCAUUAACAUCGGAGGACUUAAGUAACAAGCAACUGCAUGAUUUCAUCUGUUUCUGCGAAUAUAAAAAAAACAAGACACAUUUGUGAUAAAGGUUGGUACGAGCGUGUCUCAUGUAAAACUAUGUAAACCACAAAUAAAUACCUUGAAGUUUAUUUAUAGAAAACGAUCGCAAUAUAAAUCUUAAUCACAAUAUUGGUCUGAAAUUUUAUAUUUUCCUCAAAUCAUUCAGCCACGACUGUCCUCUCUUUAAAAUCCACGUCUACAGUCAGACAGAGAAGAGACAAAAACAAACAUGGCAUAUUUAUUUUUGUGAUCAAUUUUGUAUUGAUUUACAAAAAGCAAAGAAAGGACGACCCCCCCCCCCCGCCCUCACUAAUAUCAGCCACAACAUCUCAGAAUGAUGACAUCGAUACUGUGAACGUCACAGCGAUCGAACUUACUUAAUGUCUAACAGCACUUCUUAAAAAAAAUACAAAAAAUUAGACUUGACAUGCUGAAGAAAACAGAAACAAACAAGAAAUAAUUAAAAUAAUGAAUUUUGUAAGCCAGCCUGUACCAGAAGCCCUUAUAAUGCUCAGAAAAAUAGAAAUUUGAGCAUCUAUAAUUCAAGGAGGUGGAGGAACUCUGAGGAAGAUUGUGUGAUAUGAUGAUAAGCUCCACAACAGCUACUAAAUGGACCUUGUGGUGUGUUUGUCACCGUAUGCAAACUGUAAUUUUUCACUUAAAAUGCCAAAAAUCAUCAAAACAGUGAAGUAGUUUGUACUUUUUUACAGAAGCUCCAAACCACAUAAAGCAGAUUGUUAAAAAAAAACGUCUGUAAAGAAGGCAGUCCUGAUAUUUUGCUGAUAUUUGGGUGUGAUAAAGCACAAAUUAAAGAUUCCCGCUGCGUUACACACAACACGUCGCUGCAACGUCGCUGCGGUUCGUCCACUUCUUCUCAUGAAGCCACAGGCGGCGUAAGAGCGAGACACACACUCGUACUGUAGAAACUCUCCAACAGUGAAGCAGCUUUACUGAUCAGAGUCACUUCCAAACUGACAGAAACAGUUCUGCAUGUGAGGUCUGAAUUCAGUCAAAAACUGCAGGUAUCAGUAGCGUGUGUGUGUGUGUCUGUGUUUGUGUGUGUAAGAGAGAGAUUGUAAUUUAUGUGUCCAUGAUGAUUGUAUGUGUACAGUUUUCAGUUUGUGUGUUCACUCAGUAGUUCUCCAUCGGUAUCCCCCCAGUGCUCGGACUGCAACACACUAACUCACCUCAGGGAGAAAAAAAAAAAUUUACCUGUGUCACAUCUACACACACACACAUCCACACACACACACACACAUACAGCGCUAAGGUCCUCUGAGGAUACCUCAUCAGUAAAAAAAAAUCUCCACCCUGGAUUUUGUGUCUCGCCUCUCCUUCACUCAGUCUCGUUUUGUUUCAUUGACUCUCGAGGCACCGUGUCUGUCUCUCUCUGUGGAUAUAAAAGUGUGUGAGUAAGGGCUCCACUCUGUCUCUGUACUGUUAUCUCAACCUAGUUUGUUUGUUGUUUUUUUACACAAAGACAUGUCCAUCAAGCCGUCCCACCUCCCUCCACUCGCUCUUCUUCUUCUUCUUCUUCUUCUCCUCUCCGGAGUCUCCUUGUGCUUGUAAAGGCGAAAGCAACGAAUGUUUCCAGCAAACACUUUUUUGUAAUAACUUUAAACAAUAAAGUGUUAAAAGUGA